Symbiodinium natans is the source of this 1743-nucleotide messenger RNA. The record is from the annotation of a GenBank genome assembly. Lineage: Eukaryota; Dinophyceae; Suessiales; Symbiodiniaceae.
AUGUGCUCGCAGGGAUUCGAGCCAAUGACCGUGGCAUCUGGAAAGACGGGAUCCUCCUUGUCCGAACUCGAAGCCCGGCUGCGGGUGGGCCUGGGAGAUCUCGAGGUGAAGAUGCAGGCCGAGCGGACGGAGCGGGGUUCGGACUUUCUCGCCGUGCGCGAUGACCUGGACCGCCAGUGGCAGGAGCUGAGCCAAGGGCUUGCCACCGCUGCCACGGAGAUGGCGACCAGGGCGGAGAAGGAGCAGCGCGAGGUUCUCGAUGCGCUGGCCGCGGUUUGCUCGGAUAUCGAGCUGGUGAGGGGCCGUCAGAAGGAGAAUGAAGCAAAUAUGGAUCAGCGCUUGGAUCAGCUGCGCAAGGAUCAGGUGGAAAACACGGAGCAAACCUCUGCAUCAAUGUCCACCAAGAUGGCAAGGAUGUCGGGCGAGAUACUCGAGAUGCAGAGCCUGCAGGGGCGCCUGCAAAAGGAGAUCGAAGCGAACCUGAGGGUGGAUCUGCAGCGAUUCGUGGUGGAAGAGCUCCAGGUGCGGCGACUCAAUGAGUUGGAGGCACUGCAGAAGGAGGACAGCAGGCAUCGCGCAGACAUCGACGCCCUCCGCGAUCAGCUGACAUCCGCGCUCGAGGCGCUGCGCUGCGACCAAGCCGCCCUGCGCGAGUCUGCGGAAGCCUCCAACCGGGCAGAGCUCCAGGCCUUGCGCUCGCAAGUCAGCGGCUGGAUGGAGGCGCUCUCCAUUACCAGGUCACAGACUCUGCCACCGCCAGUCGACACCCACGCUGAGGACCUCGAGAAACUCCGCGAGGACCUCAGCGAGGAGUGCGGUGAGCUGGCCGAGAGGCUGGGAGCUGAUGUGGCGACCCUUCGCGCGCAAAUGGCUGAGGGUUUGGCAGAGGUGCGAACCAUGCAGGCCGCCUGUGGUGGCGAUGUUCAGAUGCUCCGCGGUGACUGGGAGUCGCGCUGGAAAGAGAUGAAGGAUGCAGAAUCUGCCAAAGCUGCAGAGAACGCGGUGGAGGCGCCGCAGAGCCCAGUCGCAAGCCCCUCACUCGGCGAUGAAGGCGUGGUGCGUGAGCUCCUCUCCGGCCAGCAACGCCAGGAGACGCAGGUUACCGAGCUGAAGAACAGGCUUGGGAUGCUCAGUCGGGAGAUCGAGGAGCUGCAGAAGCAGCAGCUCGAGUCGCUGCGCGACUCCUCGGCCAUGAAACAGCGGCUGACUGUGCAGGUGGAGCAACUCCGACAGGAGCAGCAGAGCCUCGUGGACCUGGCAGAGUCAGAGCGGCAGAACGGAGGAGACUGGAGCCUCUUCAAGGCGUUUGGUGGCUGCCGAGCACCGGCAGAACCGACGGUUCGCGAGGACUCGCGCCUCCGACCGCCGCCCAGCAAUGCAGCCACGGUGGAGGAGCUGGACUUGGUCCGCACCAGGCAGCAUCAGGAGGCGUUGGAGCUCAAGACCCAGCAGCGAAGCUUCUUCGAUGAGGUACUGAACCAACAAGCCACGAGCCAACAGCAGCUCGCCACGCAGCUGUCGAGCCAACUGGAGGCCGUGCAAAGCCAAUGCACUGCGGCCAUUUCAGGCCUCCACUCGCAGCAGGCCAGCACGCUCGAGGCCAUCCGCCACCAGCAGCGGAGGAUGCAACAGGUUCAGGGCCAGCUCCUGGGAGAUGUCGGUGCCUUGAAGUCACAGCUCGUGGAUUCUCUCCGAGCGCAGCGCUCCUCGAGGAUCUCGGACGGAAUGCAAGGGGGUAGUUGA